GGCCUUGUAUUGGGCGCUGCCUUUUCGGCGAACCUGACAACGGGCAUAUCAACCACCAUUGCCAUUGUGCUGCACGAGCUGCCCCACGAGCUGGGUGACUUUGCGGUUCUGAUUGAGAGUGGCUGGACUGUGAAGCGUGCUCUCUUGGCCAACUUUCUAUCAUCACUGACCGCCUUUAUUGGGCUGUUCAUCGGCCUGGCAGUGGCUGGCAGUACAUUUGAAUCCCAGCAAUGGGUUCUCUCGGCUGCUGCUGGCAUCUUCCUCUACAUUGCCCUGUCUGAUAUCGUGCCUGAGCUCAUGAGCUUGUUGGUACAUUCCAAAAACUUUGUGCUGUCCCUGGCCCUUGCAACAGGAGGCAUGUGGGUUAGCAUUGGCAUCAUGAUCGUACUGGCCAAGUAUGAGGAUGAUAUCGCCGUAUAA
Molecule: messenger RNA, 420 nt
Organism: Monosiga brevicollis MX1
Lineage: Eukaryota; Choanoflagellata; Craspedida; Salpingoecidae
Exons: 1
Biological process (GO): zinc ion import across plasma membrane; intracellular zinc ion homeostasis
Cellular component (GO): membrane
Molecular function (GO): zinc ion transmembrane transporter activity
Source: RefSeq, a predicted model, not a curated record